Molecule: messenger RNA, 1653 nt
Organism: Dromaius novaehollandiae (emu)
Lineage: Eukaryota; Metazoa; Chordata; Aves; Casuariiformes; Dromaiidae
Gene: PNPLA1
Product: patatin like phospholipase domain containing 1
Exons: 8
Coding region: 501-1640 (379 amino acids)
Biological process (GO): lipid homeostasis; triglyceride catabolic process
Cellular component (GO): membrane; cytoplasm; lipid droplet
Molecular function (GO): triacylglycerol lipase activity
Source: RefSeq, a predicted model, not a curated record
UUACUCACCCAGUGCUGAGCUGCUCCUAAGCUGGGAUUGAAGGAGAAUCCUAUUUAGAAAAACACCCUUGAUGAAGAAAGCACGAAGCAGAGAGGAAAAUUUGCAGGGAUCUUCCAAAGCGUGACGGCAAAGUAAUGCAGAUACCAUCUCCUGGAGGGCUCCAGGGGGACUUCGGAUCGCUUAUUAUAAAAGGGAGCCUUGGCUGAGCCCUGAGCAAAGAACUGGCUGCAGUCGAGAAUUGUAAGUGCUGUUUUGAUCAGAGAAAAAUAACUGUUUUUAGCGCAGGAGGUAAUUAAAAUAGCUUGUGAAUCUAAACACCUCGGGGAUCUGUCGUAAAAGGAGGCAGAAAAUCCAUCUUCUGUAUUUGUGUGUAACCAAAUAGAGAUGAUACUGGAGAAAGCAGGGGAGAUGAGAACUUGAAGCUCGCCUAGUGAAGGAGGACAGACCGGGAUAUCAAGCCAGAUACAGAAAUCUGCUCUCUGCAAGUUCAGUGGCUAGAGAUGGCUGAAGAGGAUAUCAGGGCUUCGGGCACUCCAUUCUCGCUCUCUUUUUCGGGCAGUGGCUUUCUCGUCCUUUAUCAGGUGGGAGUGGUGCAGUCCCUUCUGGAGCUGGCUCCAGAGCUGCUCAGGUCAGCAUGCAAGGUCUACGGGUCAUCUGCUGGAUCUCUCAUCGCAGCGGCCGUGGUGUGUGGCACCAACCUCGAUGACCUAAAAGAAUUUUUCUUUGCAAGCGCAAAGGAAGCCAGGAAAACCAUCCUGGGCCCUCUUUCUCCCAGGUGCAGCCUGCUGGCAAAUAUCAAGGCUGUUUUACAGAGGACACUACCAGAGAACUCCCACCAAGUGGCUUCGGGAAGGCUGCACAUCUCCCUCACGCGGGUGGUAGAUGGCCAGAACGUCAUGGUGUCUGAGUUCAGCUCCAAGGAGGAACUCAUUCAGGCUCUCCUCUGCAGCUGCUUUCUUCCUAUCUACUGUGGAUUCAUCCCUCCGUCCUACCGAGGUGUGCGAUAUGUUGAUGGAGGAUUCACCGGCUUGCAGCCUGUUUCCAGCUUGGAGGAAGCCGUGAUCACUGUGUCCCCAUUCACAGGAGAGCUUGAUAUCUGUCCACGGGACUGUCCUGCUAUCUUCUUCUGUUUCCAGAUCUUUAAUGGCAGCAUUCAGAUCUCAAUAGAAAACCUGUGCAGGAUUAGCUACGCUCUCUUUCCACCUAGCUCCAUGGUCCUGAAUGACAUUUUUUCCCAAGGGUAUCAGGACACCGCCCUUUUCCUGUGCAGGAAUGAUGCCUUUGGCACAAACUAUUUUGAUGGCAACUUCCGAUUUGCCAGCAUGUGUGGGAAGACUGACCUGCCACGAUCCAAUGGGACACUGAACAGCCUAGGCAGAAGGGUACCACGGUACCUGGCACCACGCUUCCUUCCAGGCCUGGCUCGGUGGAGGAAGCAGCAGUUUGGAUUGCGGGAUCCACUGUCAAAAGUCCUGUUACAACUAUAUGUGCUCCCUGCCAGGAUGCCAGCUUUUGUCAGGAAGGGGCUACAGCAGCUGUGGGGAUUGCUGGAAGAGAUCAGCUCCAUGGUAAAAUGGUUCCAGAAGCUCCUCCGAAACAUGGUGCCUGGUUUGCCUAAAAGAGCUGUGGCCAGGGGGUGAGGCGCUCAGGCAA